Hydractinia symbiolongicarpus is the source of this 2008-nucleotide messenger RNA. RefSeq lists its product as uncharacterized. Gene Ontology annotation, biological process: cell-cell junction organization. The record is from RefSeq and is a predicted model, not a curated record. The coding region runs from base 216 to 1328 and encodes 370 amino acids. The transcript has a single exon. Gene Ontology annotation, cellular component: plasma membrane; apical junction complex. Lineage: Eukaryota; Metazoa; Cnidaria; Hydrozoa; Anthoathecata; Hydractiniidae.
GUAUUCUUUUAUUCGCGAGCAGGUGAAAAUAUUGUAAAGAAAAAUAUUAGAACACGUCGGUUGAGUCAAAACUUUAAAAAUGUAUAUUUAUUAAAAUAAGGUGUGAUAUUCUUUUUCGUUUCUUUUGGCUAAGACAUGGCGUUUGAUACCACGAUUUGAACUGUACAAAUUUUUGUGUUUUAAAACGUGCAUACCAGAUUUUUUUUCAACACGAAAUGAAACGAAAAACAAAAUGGCGAAAGAAAAGCAAGAGAAAUAUUUCUGAACCAUUUCCAGUAACGGAAUGUGUAGACUAUCAAAGACUGUUUUCGUUUCCGUUGCCAACCAACCAUGGGACGGUAGCCGAUAUUAACAAUAAUUUUGGUAAUACUGUGUCAUUUUUCAAGUCUUUACAACGAAGAAAGUCACUGCCAGCAAAUUUUAUAAGAAAGAAACCCACAUUGCUAUUUCGAGGUUUGGACCCUGUCUACGAUAAUAGAAAAAAUUUUCAGCCCAGAGAAGAAAAUGUACUGUUAACUCCGUCUACGGAGUCGCAAAUAUCUACACACAGCGAAUGUUGGAAUAGGAACCCGGACGAUGCAUCUUUACAGUCAGUGUCAUUACUAACGACUUCGCUCCCAGAAAAGCCUCCAAGGCGUUCAGAAAGAAAACAAUUUACUUGUCAAAAUAAAGAUUGUAGUAAAACCGAAGUUUUGCUCGGUAGAAUACAAAUGGAGUUUAAAUCAUGCAAGUAUUGCUUCACGCAUUACUGUUCGGUAAAAUGCAACUUACAUAGUUACCAUGGCCACCUGAAUAUUUGUUACUAUGGAAAAAUAAACUAUUAUUUAAAUAAGACAGAAAGUAUUUUAAGAGAGGAUGAAAAAUACAAUCACCAUUAUUAUCAAUACUCUUGGAAUGGUUAUAAAACAUCAGAUCGAGGGUGUCUAUUUUUAGUAUUUUUGUCGCCACAAAAUCUUUUCGAUUUUAUUGAUCAUGAAAAACACGUAAAGCCGUCGUAUUCAAGCAGUGUGAAAAUUUUGAAAACAACGACUAAUUCAGAGUACCAAAGAAACAUUUUAAAAGUUGUUAGCGGGUAUGAUCCGUUGAAAGAAUUUUUAAUCAAUGUAGCUGUUGUUGUUGAUAAAGUUAUCCCUCUUGAACCUUUACCACGGCUAAGAGACAAAUGCUUAAAGAGGUUACUAGUGAUUCCAAUUACUAGUCCUGCUGUUUCAACAAGUGGAAUUUUAUUUUCAGAAUUGGCAGCUAAGCAUGAAGAUUUAGUUCAGUCAAGAAAUACAAACAAGACAGUGAAGCUAAGCCGAAAAUAUAGUCGAAGCGAAACAUUGUAAAUGAGGAUUUUGUUGUUUCAAUAACAGUCCCAGUGAUAUUAUGUGUACCAGAGUUGGCGAAUAUGAUUUAAGAAAUCAACAUGUAAAUGAAAACUACAAGCAACUCAAAUACAGCUUAUAUGCAGUAGUUGAUUUUAUUUUUAUAAGCAGUUAAAGCCGCCAUUUAAGAAUGUGUACAUCAUCUAACUAUUCAUACUCAUGAAAAAAAUAAAAAAAUAACAAGAGUUAAAAGAAUUGAAAAAUAAGAUUUUAGAAAAAAAAAGGAUUCGGUUUGUAUCGUUCUGGUUUGAAGUGCUUUCUCAAGUCUCACAGCGACUUUAACUUUUCAUUUUGAGUUUUUAAAGAUUAUUUACAAUCAAAUUAUUCGUUUACAACCAAAUUAUGCGAACAUAAUAUUUUUCUCCUUUCAAUAGAGUAACUUCGAAUUAUUGUAUAUAUGGCAAAUAAUUAUGUUGAGAUAAUGAACUUUAUUUUCGUGAAUGAGUAAGAAUUCAUUUAUAAAAUCAUUGAUAAAAUUUAAACCAACAUGAGAAUUAUAUUUCUUAUCAUGUUACUAAAGAAAAGAAUGUUUCUGAUAUAACCCCUUUAAUCACACGAUGACCUAUUUUUUCUUGUUUAGCGCUUCUUCUACAGUGCAAAAUAUAUCGUAAUUGAACUCUGCUGAGUGCAAUUAUUUCUUA